UUGAUUAUCGACCGACGUUAGCGUCAGCUGGCACAGCAUACACGUCGUACGCGCCCCCUUUGUGAACUGAUAAGGUACUCGUUGCGCCGAGCACUGGAAGCAGCAGCUGCUAUCAAACAGUUAUAGUAGAGUCCCUUGUGAACCGUCACAAUGAAGAGCUGUGCCUUUAUUGAGCCUCUCGCUGUGGGUCUUUUGCUGUUGAGUGUAUGUGUGGCAGCGCAGCAUCAGCGCCCAAACAUCAUCAUCAUAUUGGCUGAUGAUCUCGGCUUCAAUGAUGUUGGGUUCCAUGGUUCAACUGAAAUUCCUACUCCAAACAUUGAUGCUUUGGCCUAUUCUGGAGUGAUUUUGAAUAACUAUUAUGUCCAGCCCAUCUGCACACCCUCCAGAAGUGCUCUGCUCACUGGCAAAUAUCCUGCACACACAGGACUAAACCAUGAUGUUAUAUCUGCACCCCAACCCUAUGGGAUUCCUCUUGGGAUGCAGCUUCUUCCUCAAUACCUGCAAAAAAUGGGUUUUGCCACUCACAUGGUGGGCAAGUGGCAUCUAGGGAUGGCCAUUGAAGAGCUCACUCCCACAAGGCGGGGAUUCACUUCUCACUUUGGUUACUGGACAGCACAGCAGGAUUACUAUGACCACAUGUCUCAGCCAUCGCCUGGUUACUGGGGUUAUGAUAUGAGAAGAAACAUGAAUGUUGCUCAUGAUGCUUAUGGGAAAUAUUCAACAGAUCUAUUUACGGAAGAAGCUGUAAAUGUGAUCCGACAACACAACAAGUCACAGCCUCUCUUCCUGUACCUGGCCCACCUGGCAGUACACUCAGGCAACCCAUAUGCCCCUCUUCAAGCACCUUCAGAUGUUGUGGCAAAAUUCUCUUACAUUAAAGAUGAAAAAAGGCGAACAUUUGCAGGAAUGCUUUGGAAACUGGAUGAGUCAGUGGGACAAGUAGUUGAGGAACUGCGGUCCAACGGGAUGCUUCAUAACUCAGUCAUCCUCUUCUCCACUGACAAUGGAGGGCCGGCAGCUGGAUAUAAUCAAAAUGCUGCCUCAAACUGGCCAUUGAGAGGGGUCAAGGCAUCUUUGUGGGAAGGAGGAGUUCGGGGUGCUGGCUGCCUGUGGUCGCCUUACAUUGCCAAGCCUGGCAGAGUGGCACAUCAGAUGGUUCACAUUACAGACUGGUUACCUACUCUCAUUUCUGCUGCUGGAGGUGACUCAUCAACUUUGAAAUCUAUCGAUGGCCUUGACCUCUGGAACACCCUGACCCAAGAUAGGUCUUCUCCCCGCACUGAGUUUCUUGUGAACCUUGAUCCAGUAGAGAACAGUGCUGGUGUUCGUGUUGGAGACUGGAAGCUUGUCUACAACCCACAAUCCGAUGGUGAUCAUUGGGAUUCAUGGUUUGGCCCAUCAGGAAGAAAUGAAACAGCACCAGAGACUCAGCUUGAUGUAAUUUUUGAGCAAAUUCUCCACUCACCAACUGCCAAGGCUGUAUUGACUGUUAAUCCAGAAGCAUUUGCCAACAUGAAGUCUUUGAGACUUGAAUCUGAGGUGAAAUGUGAUGACAUCCCAGCCAAUGCAACUCUUCAUUGCAAUUCCCAAGAAAAUCCUUGUCUCUUCCAUAUUUCAAGUGACCCCUGUGAAUACCAUAAUGUGGCUGCAACGUAUCCUGAUCAUGUCAACAUUUUAAUGGCCAAGUUGAAAAUUUACAAUUCUACAGCAGUUCCUCCACGCAACAAGCCCUUUGACCCCAAUGCUAACCCUAAGUUUUGGGGCUAUAGCUGGACCAACUGGCUGGAUUAUCCUUCCCCACUCUCACCAAAUAUUGGAGAUCAAUCAAGUAACGAUAAUUACUUCUAUGAUUUAUAUGGAGAUUACAGAAAUUAAUACAUAAUUUUAGAAUUUCCACUCUGAAAUGUUAAUCCACUCAUGGUUACAAAUAUUAGACAUAGCAUACUCCCACAAGUUAUGGAAAAUUAAUUACUUGUUUAUUAGUGCAAUGAACUCAGAAGUACUCUCAGAUGAAGAAAAUGACAUGGAAAUGUGCUGCUUACCUGCAUUUAAAGGUCUUGUCAGCAUUUAACUGGUGCCUCAGUUGUGGCACUGCAGGAUGUACUCCCCUGGCUGAUGUACUAUUGUCAUGUAGUCUUCUAACAAUUAUUUUUCUGUACACCACUAUAUCCUUAUGAUAUUAUAUUAGUGUAAGAACAUAAUCAGUCAAGAAAUGAUAACUUUGAACAGAAAAUACUAUAUAAGGAUUCAAACAUGUGGCAAAUCACACGUGAGACACUCAUUGCUGCAUGGCAAACUUUAUUACUUCACCAGUCUGCCUCCCUGACAAUGACCAGCUGUAUGGCCAUGUGUUACAGGAACAUGUGGCAGUGCCAUAGCAGAGCUAGGGAAGUCAUCAUGUGACUUAUGGGUUUGGUGAGAAGGCCUCUGGCUGGGUUGAGUGAGAUCAUAGGUGGGUCACUGGUGGACGAAAUGCAUCACUGUCAUUUUUGCUUGAUGACCUCCCAAAUCUUGCUCUCUUUCUUCUGUUACCUUGUCGAGGAUAUAAGCAGCCAGAGGUGGAAGGUAGGGAUGUGUGAGUAGGUUAUGGUCUGGUAUGUGUAUUUGAGGGUUUAGCUGGUACGUCUGAUUAGAUCCCAUUACUGAUAGGCUUUCUUUACUUUUUUGAAAGUCAUAAUCUUCAUCUUUAUCAUUACCGUUGACUAUAGCUUAACUAUCAAUAUCGGCCUCAUCACUGAAAUCAAGGUGUGUAUACUGAACUUGUUUGCAAAAGAGUGCACCAUGGUGAUGUCUGUUUGUCAUAGCAAACAAUCAGGUAAAGUUGUGUAUGUGGCACAUGCUCAUGUGGCAAGCACUUGAGGAAAGGUGCCUGUCAACUCCCCAAGCAUAAUCAUGGGCCACUGGAAGCAUUCUGUUCGUGUGGGAAUGAUAUUUCUGAAAAAAAGCUAUAUGAUGUGAUUGACCACAGGGAGUAAAAACGAAAACACAUCAUAUGACAGGACUAACCAGGAAUGGACUAAUCUUCAAAUAUAUGUAGUGGUGAAUUUAAUAAAGAUUCAGUAAUA
This is a messenger RNA of Eriocheir sinensis (Chinese mitten crab), 3065 nucleotides long. RefSeq names its product arylsulfatase B-like. The record is from RefSeq and is a predicted model, not a curated record. The transcript has 11 exons. Bases 151 to 1875 code for a protein of 574 amino acids. NCBI's taxonomy places the organism in Eukaryota, Metazoa, Arthropoda, Malacostraca, Decapoda, Varunidae.